This is a messenger RNA of Penicillium vulpinum, 1227 nucleotides long. Its product is annotated as Gfo/Idh/MocA family protein. The transcript has 3 exons. Gene Ontology annotation, molecular function: nucleotide binding. NCBI's taxonomy places the organism in Eukaryota, Fungi, Ascomycota, Eurotiomycetes, Eurotiales, Aspergillaceae. The record is from RefSeq and is a predicted model, not a curated record. Bases 1 to 1227 code for a protein of 408 amino acids.
AUGGCAGCAAUGGUUGUGCGAAUAUUCACGGCAUUUGGCCCCCCAAAAGUCGAAAAGCAGAGCGAUGCUAUCCGUUUCGGCAUUCUAGGGGCGGCCCAGAUUGCACCUCUUGCCUUAAUCACACCGGCUCUCUCACACCCAGAGGUUAUUGUGCAAGCAAUCGCUGCUAGAGAUCAUGCUCGUGCCUCAGCAUUCGCCAAAAAACACAACAUCCCCUAUGUUCGCACAUCCUAUGACGAAAUUCUCGAAGACCCUAAGAUUGAUGCAGUCUUGAUUCCUUUGCCUAACAGUUUGCAUUUCGAAUGGGCUGUGCGUGCCAUUCGCGCUGGAAAGCAUGUUCUUCUAGAGAAGCCGUCGACCUCCAACGCUAUUGAGGCCGAGAUUCUCUUCAACCUACCUGAACUGUCACAGCCAAAUGCUCCCGUACUUCUAGAGGCUUUCCACAACCGGUUUCAUCCUGCAGUGCACAAGUUCCGGUCCUUCAUCACUCCUGCCGAUGUCGUUCACGUCCAUACAGACUCCAUGAUUCCAGGCUUGAUGCUCAACAAGGACAACAUUGGGUUCAAUUACAAACUCUCCGGUGGGAGUAUGAUGAUGCUAGGCACAUAUAACUUCGGCAUCAUCCGUAUGAUCUUCGACGAUGACCCGGUAGAGUGUCUAAGCUGCGAACCUGGCAUCUUCGGCGACGGCAUCCACGACCAGUGCGAUACUGACUUCAAAGCCAGUUUCCGCUUUCCGAACGGCGGCAUUGCCGAAGCUUCCACCACUAUGCGGGGGUCUAUCCUAUGGAAACCGUCCGAGGCCCGCAUCACACACAAGGAAGUUGUCGUCGAUGACAAGUCCCUUCCAGAGACACAGGAGAUGCUACGUACCCGGGUGGUGACGCUGCACGGUUUUAUUCACGCCGUUAUCUGGCACCGUAUUGAUGUUAAGGAUACCUUCGUUGUUCGUAACAAGGGUGACCGCACGCCGGUCAAGACUUGGACUGAAUCUAAGUCGCAUAAGGCAUACAGCUACAAGGAGGCCGGGGGAGAGUUUGCGGAUCUCCCCGGUGAGGACUGGUGGAUGUCAUAUCGGUACCAACUUGAAGAGUUUGUCAAUCGUGUCAAGGGGCGUUCCACGCAAUAUUGGGUUGGUGGUAAGGAUUCAUGGGAUCAGAUGAGAAUGAUUGACAUGGCGUAUGAGAGGAGCGGGUUGGGAUUGCGGCCAACAAGUGCGUUCCGGUGA